GAGAGCAAAUGAAUAAAUGUGUAUAUAUAUUUGUUGUGUGUUUAUACAAAGGGAGCUUAGCUCUCUAUUUAUAGACUGAUAUUGGGCAUGCCAUGCGAGACGCGAGGCACCGAAAGGCAAGGCUAAUGCUUUAGCCGAAAGGAACAAACACAAUGAUAACAAAGGCACAAAGGCGCCGAAAGCUGAUGCUAUAACAAUUAUAUACAAAGUAUAAUAAUAUACUAACAUAUAAUUUGGAAACUAAACUAGCAUAAAGCCUGUGAUUUUAAAAGAAACCCAGAAAUUUAUUUUCCAAAAUCUGUAAUGGACAAUUUUUGACAAACAGUGUGUUUGAAUAGGCAAAUUCACGGACAAUAUCUUCUUUGUGGCCUUUUCCAAGGCACCUAACCUCAUGGUCAUAACUGAGAGAUUAUUACAACACAACGGUUAUCAAGUUCCCCAGUUUCAAACAGAUGAAGAGGCAAUGAAUCAAUUGGAAAGCAUGCUGAAACGAAUAGGACAACCUAUAUUGCUAGUCUUGGAUGAUGUGUGGUUUGGAUCGGAGUUCCUUGUUGAGAGGUUCAAGUUCCAAAUAUCAGAUUACAAAAUCUUGAUUACAUCCAGAUCUGUAUUUCCAAGAUUUUCUUCAACAUAUAGAUUGACCUUGUUGAAAGAUGAACAAGCCAUGGCUCUUUUCUGUCAUUUAGCAUUUCCACAAGGUGGGAGCUCCUCCUACAUACCAGAUGAUCUUGUUAACAAGAUAGUGAGAGGCUGUGGAGGGUUCCCUUUGGCCCUUGAAGUGGUUGGCAAAUCCCUCAAAGGAGAAUCUGAGGUCACCUGGAACAAUAGGCUGAACCGGUGGUCUGAAGGGCAAUCUAUUUUCUAUUCUGACGCAGCACCAAAUGGAGCCACUGAUUUACUUAAUCGUCUCCAAACCACCUUAGAUGACUUGGAUGUAAAAAUCAAGGAGUGUUACUUGGACCUGGCUGCAUUUCCUGAGGACCAAAGGAUCCCUGCCAUGGCACUUGUGGACAUGUGGGUGGAACUUUACAACCUUGAUGAAGUUAGUGCCUUUGCCAACAUCCAUGAACUGUCUGAUCGGAAUCUCCUCAAUCUUGUACCUACAAGGAAAGAUGCAAACGAGAUCAAUGGCUACUACAAUGAGCAUUUUGUCACGCAGCAUGAUCUACUUAGAGAGGUAGCUACCCGCCAGAUUGACCAAAAUCCCAUCCACCAGAGUAGAUUAAUAAUGGACAUCAGUGGCAAUGAUCUUCCCAAGUGGUGGAUUGAACAAGGGCAGCAUCCUAUCCGCCUUGUGUCUAUAUCCACAGGUGAAAUCUCAAACGGGCACAACAUGCAACUAAGUAAAGUUGAAGUUCUACUGCUGAACAUCCAAAUAAGGAACUACACCUUACCUCAGUUGAUGGAGAAAAUGGAUCAAUUGAAGGUUCUGAUCGUCACCAACUACAGUUUUGGCUCAGCUGAGAUCAGCAACUUUCCACUACUUGGACAUUUAUCCAGUCUAAAGAGAAUCAGAUUCGAGCAUAUUUCAAUCUCUUCCAUUGCUAAAACCAUGCUACGACUAAAAAAUUUGCAGAAAAUAUCCUUGGUUAUGUGCAAGUUUGAUGACGCUUUUGGGAACUGUACUAUCCAGAUUGCCGAUAUGUUGCCAAAUCUUGUGGAGAUUGUUAUUGACUGUUGCAAUGAUUUAGUGGAAUUUCCAGCAUGGCUCUGCAAUAUCAGCAGCCUUAAGAGGCUUAACAUCACCAACUGUCACGAGCUCAUUGCACUUCCUGAAGCAUUUGGAAAGCUAGAUAAUUUAGAAGUGCUAAGGCUUCAUGCCUGCACAAAACUUUUGGAGCUGCCCGAGUCAAUUGGAAGACUCCAAAAAUUUAGAUUUCUUGAUUUGUCUGACUGCAUAAGCAUAAGUAAAUUGACUGAACGGAUGGGGGAGUUAUCCAGUCUAAGAAAGCUGAACAUGAGAGGUUGCCGUGGAUUGUCAGAGUUGCCAUCCUCUGUGAAGAAUCUUAGGCAAUUGGAGGAUUUGAUAUGUGAUGAAGAAACUGGUUAUCUCUGGGAGAAUUAUAAGAUUCAUCUCCCCAAUCUGAAGUUUCAUGUGCUUAAAGAAGACGUCAACCUAGACUGGCUUAAAUGAUAUUCAUCCUUAAUGAGCCUUCACCGAGUUGAAGAUUUUUUAUUCCGUGCGGAAACAUAAACCUGAAAUGGCUCACAAUCUUUGUUGCAGAAGCUAAAAAAAUUCAUGUUCUUUUGAAGAGUUCCUUCUGGGAGAAUGACUUGAGCACUUGAUUAUGCUUUUGUUUUUCGUUCUGAUGCCUAUGUGUAUGAAGCUAUUAACUGUAUUGUAUCGUGUACAAACACAAUUUCAAAAUUCUUAGACAAUGAUGUAAUGCUAUGAAUUGAAAUUGUUGAAAGAUCAAUUACCAAAAAUUUUGGAAAUACUUAUCUUGAUGUAACCAAAAUUUUGUAUCGGAUUUGGUCCUAUUUUCCUCAGCAUGAAUUCCAAUUCGGUUGAUUGCCUCUUGCAUCUGUUUGAAA
This is a messenger RNA of Camellia sinensis, 2535 nucleotides long. The record is from RefSeq and is a predicted model, not a curated record. NCBI's taxonomy places the organism in Eukaryota, Viridiplantae, Streptophyta, Magnoliopsida, Ericales, Theaceae.